AGUAGUGGUGUAGUGCGUGGCUUAAACAUACUGGUGCUCAACAAAAAUAUAGCCCAAUUUUUGGCCAUACCGUAUGCCGAGGCACCUGUCGGUGAAUUACGAUUCGCUAAACCCUUACCCAUUGUAUCCAAAAAUAAGGAUAUAAUUGACGGAACUAAGCCUGGUCAUUCAUGCUAUCAACCUGAAAGUCCACAAUACGGCGACUUUUUUGCUGGCUUAAAUUUCAACGAAGAUUGCUUAGUAUUAAACAUAUGGACACAAACUCAAUUACUAAAACAAAAUGACCAAGAUAGUAGUUCACUUAAGCCGGUAAUGUUUUGGAUACACGGCGGGGGUCUGACUAUAGGCUCCAUAUUCCAGUCCCUAUACAACGCCAGUAUAUUAGCCACGUAUGAUGUGGUGGUAGUGUCAGUCAAUUAUCGCCUUGGUCAGUUGGGAUUUUUGUAUGGCGGUGAUGGUACUACAGCACCGGGCAAUGUUGGUUUUUAUGAUCAACUAUUAGCACUUAAAUGGGUUCGCGAAAACAUUCACUCAUUUGGUGGGGAUAGGGAUCGGAUCACUAUAUUCGGUGAGAGCGCCGGCAGUUGGUCCGUAUCGGCUCACAUACUGUCCCCACUAUCACAGGGACUGUUCCGGAGGGCUAUUAUGUCAAGCGGUGCUCAUAUGUAUAAUAAGGAUAGGGAUGUGAUCAGCAAAGGGGAGGCCAUAGAGAAUGGCAAACGUAUGGCACGAGAACUCAAUUGUAGUGAUGGGACAGACAUGUGGUUGAAGUGUCUGAGAGGUGUAGACCCGGGGCUGUUGGUCAGGGAUACCAAAGCCCUGACAUUCCCGGUGUUGGGCACAGAGUUUCUGCCCGUUUCAGCGGAACAGGCGUUUCGAGACAAACGGUUUAAUUCAGAUAUCGAUAUACUAUCUGGAAUCACAAAGGACGAGGGUCAUAUGUUAGCCAUACUAUCAUAUCCACAGAUAUUAUCCGCAAAUUUCACGACAAAUGCGUUCAACACAGCACUCAACCAAAUGAAUGAAGUCUUUCAUAACAUACACAUUGAGACAGUCAGUGAAUAUUACUUGAAAAACAUAGACCCGGAUAACUCACACGAAGUGAGCAGGGCAUUUUCAAAGUUAUACGGUGACCUGUUUAUGAUAUGUCCUACCUACUUAUUUACUAAGCAAUUUGCUAUGAACUCAAACCGGGAUGCAUAUUUCUACAUGCUAACAUACCAAAGCAAUAUAUUUAGUAGUUUAAACUGGGAUGACCAUGGUGAUGUUGUUCACGGGGCUGACAUGGCCUUUGUGUUCGGACACCCGCUCCGGGAUCCCAAGUCUUACACGGAAACGGACUAUGAUUUCAGUAUAGAUGUGAUGCAAAUGUGGACUAAUUUUGCCACAAAUGGUAAACCUCAUAACGAUUGGCCAAACUUUAUGGACAGGGAUUCGGAUAAUUUGGUGUCAAAUGUAAAGGAUUUAAACCCCGACCAGAGGUCACUUUAUUAA
Messenger RNA from Oppiella nova, 1494 nucleotides. The record is from the annotation of a GenBank genome assembly. NCBI's taxonomy places the organism in Eukaryota, Metazoa, Arthropoda, Arachnida, Sarcoptiformes, Oppiidae.